This is a messenger RNA of Fibroporia radiculosa, 225 nucleotides long. RefSeq lists its product as uncharacterized. Lineage: Eukaryota; Fungi; Basidiomycota; Agaricomycetes; Polyporales; Fibroporiaceae. The record is from RefSeq and is a predicted model, not a curated record. The coding region runs from base 1 to 225 and encodes 74 amino acids. The transcript has 2 exons.
AUGUACCAUCUUCUGGGAUGCACCCUCGAAGAUGACGACGGUGAUGAUGAAGAGCAGAGUGAAGACGAUAACAGACGAGUAACUGUGGCUGUCCAGAUCAUCAAGGAUUGUGGAGUAAAGCGGGAAUGGAAAGAAGACGAGGAGUGGGUGGGUGAUGCCAUGGCGAGCAUCGUUUUAGGAGACGGAUCCUGUGUAACUCGCGACGUUGUUUGCUUGGGCCCUUGA